UCUAACAAUGGAAACUCUAAUUCACCACAAAUAGCACUAGCCUUCCUCUUUCCUGUUUUAAUUUUAGUAUACAAGUGUUACCCAAUUUGAUUGAGACAAUGGAAGAAAUCAACAACACAACAAUGAACGUAUCAUCAACCAACAGCUGGUUAUCUGAUUUGGAAAUGGACGAAUACAAUUUAUUUGCAGAGGAAAGCAACCUGAAUUUUCUUGAUACAGAUGUGGUAGAGUUUCUUUCACAUGACAUAGGUAAUGUAUUCCAAGAACAAAACAAACAACAAUGUUUCACUUCAGGGUCCACUCCCAAAUCUCUUAGCAACUCAUCAUGUUAUGAAACAAAUAUGGAGCUGAAAACAAUUGAUCAUAGCAACAAAGUCAAUGAAACCUUUUCACCAAAACUUUCUCCAUCUAACUCAUCUUUACAGUUUCAAAUUCCAUCUUUUGACAACUCUCCAAAUUCACCCACUACAAAGUCCUCACAAUUAUGUGGAUUUGACCCUACCUUAAACUCAAAACAAAACUUGGAAACAAAAACCUCAAAGAGCAAAAGGUCUCGUACACAUCAAGGUCAAGAUCAUAUCAUGGCUGAGAGAAAGAGAAGAGAGAAACUCACCCAAAACUUCAUUGCUCUUGCAGCUCUUGUUCCUAACCUUAAAAAGGUGGACAAAUAUUCUGUAUUAGUUGACACUAUCAAAUAUUUGAAAGAGCUUAAAAAGCGUUUGAUAAUUUUGGAAGAACAAAAUGAGAAAACAAAAAUAGAGUCACCGAUAAUCUUGACCAAACCAGGCCUCUGCAACAAUGACAACUCCUCGUCAUGUGAUGAGAGCAUUGAUUGUGUUGUUGAUUUACCAUUUCAAGUGGAAGCAAGAAUCUUAGGAAAAUAUAUGUUGAUUCGAAUCCAAUGCCAAGAGCACAUAGGGCUUCUAGUUAAAAUUAUGGUUGAGAUUCAAAGGUUUAAACUAUUCGUUGUCAAUAAUAGUGUCUUACCUUUUGGAGAUUCUAUCCUCGACAUUACUAUUAUUGCUCAGUUGGAUGAAGGCUACAACAUGUGCAUAAAGGAACUUGUGAAGAACCUACGCAUGGAAGCAUUGAAGUUUAUGUCAUCAUAAUAACAUGAACAUGAGCACGACUUUUGUUGGCGGCCAGUAAAAAAGAGUCACAAAUAUUUUCCUUACUAAUGUACAAUUUUUCAAUAAAUGUGUCCUUGGCCCAUAAAAUAAAGAUAAAUGUAUCUCUAGAUGCAUUUUAAAAUUUUAUUUAAAAUUUUCUUCAAGGGUUGAAACAAA
Molecule: messenger RNA, 1286 nt
Organism: Medicago truncatula (barrel medic)
Lineage: Eukaryota; Viridiplantae; Streptophyta; Magnoliopsida; Fabales; Fabaceae
Product: transcription factor bHLH19
Exons: 4
Coding region: 99-1109 (336 amino acids)
Molecular function (GO): protein dimerization activity
Source: RefSeq, a predicted model, not a curated record